AUGCUUGACGGCCCCCAGUCGCAACGACCAACACAAGGAAACAUAUCUCUCGAUAGCCCUACCUCCGAUGAUAAUGAGACCUCAUUUAACCCACAAGAAACUAUUGAAUGGUCAAACGAAUCCCCGAUCCUUACAUCAGAUAUUAUCAACCAUUUUAUUGCGGUAUACAAAGCCAAAAUAUAUUUCCAACCACUUCCUUUAUUCUGUCUACAGACUCUACAGAAUGAGCUAGACGAAUCGCCUGAAUAUCUUCUAUGGAGCUUCGUCGCUUUGUGUCUUCACUAUACAAGUCAUGACUAUUUCACACGACCAAAAGAAGCAAUCGAGUACUACCGCCAGAACUCCCAGAAAGCCGUCAACGAAGAAGUUGACAAAGGAGUCACUUCUACACAAGUUUUGCAAACAUUGUGUUGCCUUUCCCUAUGUGAUAUCAUUGCCAAGCAGCCAAGGGCUUGGAUCAAUAUCUCUUCUUUGACUAGACUCGAGACCUUUCGGAGAUUAAGCCUGCAGAACUCAUAUGGACGGAUUCAAGAGGACGAAAAUAGCCUUAGAUGCUAUUGGAGUGCGUUCAUUCUGGAAAAGACGUUCAGUGCUCAGUACACCAUAUUAAACCAAACGAUACGCACACCGGAGUAUCCCCCCAGCGCUCCACAGCCAGCGCCUGUUGAUUGUAGCAGAAACUACUCACAGGACCUCACCUAUAGCGACGCAGCCAGCAAGAAAGAUGCCGGUAUCAAUGCGUAUUGCCUCAGAGCGUUGUCUCUGUGGGGCGAUAUGUCUCAAUAUCUGCAUGGAAUUAGAUCGGGCAAGAAGGAAGACCCUUGGGUGCCGGAGUCAGCUUUCCACAAAGUCAUGGCGGACUUGUUUGAGUUCGAAGCUCGCCUUGACCCGAGGUAUUUCUUUCGGAAUAUGGGUUUUUGCGAUAGAUCUCUUGCUGAGCUCGAGAAGGAUCGCGAGUUUUGGACCCCGUGGUUACUAAUGCAGUUCCUGUCUCAUGCCUCGCUGGCAGUGCUGAACCAUCCACUUAUCCACUUGAUGGGGUUUAAAACCAAUAUCCGGCCUCGCCUAUUUCUUCAACAUACAGUUGAGCAAGCCUUGUAUCAUACUGGAUGGGUGGUUCGUCUCCUAUCUUCAUGCCAAGCGCUGGGUUUCGUGAUUUACGACCCCUUCAUCGGCCAGAUUCUUGUCAGCGUGGCUACUAUCAUUUGGUUUUUUCAAUUUGCUCGAGAUGAAAGCGUGUCUAAAACCGCGGUUGAAAACAUGAACGUACUGGAAAGCCAUUUGAGUCAACUGUCCAUGACGUGGCCGCACUUACUUUGCGCGCUAGAACAACUCAGGGAACUUCAAGUCAUCGCUGAGAAUAAGAAACAUGAUAACCCAAACGAUCGGGCACAGGUCAUCUUUCAACCUCUAAAGAUUUGGAGAAUUCUUGAUCCAACCAUCAUGUGUCAAAUCCAAAGCGGUUCGCCCAUGUCAGUCGCAGACCAAGAUGACGCACAAUCAUCCAGCGAUAUGAUAAGGGUGGCGACGACGUUUGUACACCCUGUUGUUGAGGAUCAAGAUGAGCCAGGGCAGGGCUUUGCACUGGAAACUCCCUCUUACAAUUAUCCACAAGAACACCAACAAGGUGAACUUUCGCUAGAGGAAUUCCUGGGUGACUUCUUCGACCCCAGCCCUUCCUGGAACUUGUUGUGA
This is a messenger RNA of Clonostachys byssicola, 1695 nucleotides long. NCBI's taxonomy places the organism in Eukaryota, Fungi, Ascomycota, Sordariomycetes, Hypocreales, Bionectriaceae. The record is from the annotation of a GenBank genome assembly.